GAACGAAGGAGACAGCUUCUGCGAAAUCAGCAUGAGAGCCAAGUGGAAGAAGAAGCGUAUGAGGAGAUUGAAGAGGAAGAGACGAAAGAUGAGACAGCGAUCUAAGUAGAUUCGGGAGUUUGUUUUGUCUUUCUUCUUUUUAGAACCAACUCUUAUGUGAGUUUUGUUGGUUUUGCAAUUUUCAAUUUGAAUGUUUUGUUGGACCAAAUCGAAUCUAUGUUUUCUAUUAGAAUUAUGUUUAUUACA
This is a messenger RNA of Arabidopsis thaliana (thale cress), 246 nucleotides long. RefSeq names its product Ribosomal protein L41 family. Gene Ontology annotation, molecular function: structural constituent of ribosome. The transcript has 2 exons. Lineage: Eukaryota; Viridiplantae; Streptophyta; Magnoliopsida; Brassicales; Brassicaceae. Gene Ontology annotation, biological process: translation. Gene Ontology annotation, cellular component: ribosome. Bases 32 to 109 code for a protein of 25 amino acids. The record is from RefSeq and is marked reviewed.